GGAGAAGAUAAUUUCACUUACUGUCCAGCCACAGGACUAGCUAAAGGAAAUGAGCACUCGGAAUUUGCUGGCUGGGCAUUCCCGUUUCCAGGGGUGUUCCUCACAGAGGAGUUCAUUAGCGAAGAUGAAGAAUCUGAGAUAGUUGAACUGAUGGAUCGAGACGACUGGAAACCCUCACAGUCUGGCCGAAAGAAACAGGACUACGGACCCAAAGUGAACUUCAAGAAACAAAGGCUGAAAGCUGGCAGCUUUACCGGUUUGCCAAGUUUUAGCCAGAGGCUUGUGGCGCAGAUGAAGGCCUGCUGCAUACUAGGUGAUUUCUUACCUGUCGAACAAUGCAACCUGGACUACACGCCAGCAAGAGGCUCUGCCAUCGACCCCCAUUUUGACGACUGGUGGCUCUGGGGAGAGCGUCUGGUUAGCUUAAACUUGCUCUCAAAAACUGUGCUAUCUAUGUCUUGUGAUUCAGGGGACAGUAUCCAAUUAUUUCCCACUUGCACAUGCAAAAAUUCAGGCGAAGAGGGAAUCGGUCACCUUUUACCCCCCAGGCUUGUUCCAAGUCAAGAGGUGACUGUUGCCAUUCCCUUACCCCGGAGGUCUCUGGUGGUGCUGUACGGUGACGCCCGGUACAGGUGGAAACACGCGAUUCACCGCAAGCACAUAGAGCGCCGCCGAGUCUGCGUCACAUUCCGGGAGCUCUCUGCGGAGUUCAGCGCCGGGGGAAGGCACGAGGAGCUGGGCAAAGAACUGCUAGAAAUAGCGCUGUCAUUUCAAGGAAGACCAGUGUGA
Messenger RNA from Eurypyga helias (sunbittern), 789 nucleotides. RefSeq names its product alkB, alkylation repair homolog 4 (E. coli) (gene ALKBH4). NCBI's taxonomy places the organism in Eukaryota, Metazoa, Chordata, Aves, Eurypygiformes, Eurypygidae. Gene Ontology annotation, molecular function: actin binding; oxidoreductase activity; demethylase activity. The record is from RefSeq and is a predicted model, not a curated record. The transcript is spliced from 3 exons. The annotation marks the transcript as partial. Gene Ontology annotation, biological process: actomyosin structure organization; protein demethylation; oxidative demethylation. Gene Ontology annotation, cellular component: midbody; contractile ring.